AGUUUAAUGAGCUGGCUGCAGCGGGAACACAUGAGACUGUCGGAGCACUUGUCCUUGGCCACAGGAUCGAGCCAACUAUUAAUGGCAACAGGCUGGAAGUUUAUGCGAAAAGUUUCCCAAAGUAAUACGCAGAGAAAACACAAACCGAGCUAAGUCCCAUCAGGCAACAAUAAGCGGCAAGGCAACGCAAGGAAAGGAAAGCCAAGCCCUGCCAAGGGAGCCUGGGAAAAACGCUUAAAUCAGCACAAGAAGCCAACAGAGUCAGAAAAGUUUUCCCAGCCAGCGGAUUUCCAGAUUUCCAUUCGCCGCACACCGGCAUCGUCAUCACCAUUGCCAUCUCUGUUAUUGUUUCGCCAAGGAUUACAUAUUAUGCGAUAAACAUGAAAUACACAAACGAUACACGACUCAUUGUGUUCAUUUGCUGCCUGCUGCAAGGUGUCGCCGUGGGCCUGCGCAUGAUCAAGGUCUCCAUUCCGGCCUACAAGCUGCGCGGGGAGUCCGCCUUCCUCGAGUGCCAGUACGAGCUUAACCGGACGCACCACACCGUUACGGGCCUGCAGAGCCACUCGGACCACGACAGGGACCGGGACCAUGGCCACGGGCACUCUACCCACGGAGGCAACAACGGUGGUGGGGACUUCCACUAUCCCGACGGCGAGGCGCUGGAUGAGGAGCGCUCGCCAUAUCGCUCACGGAUGCGCCAGAACCAACGGCAGCACGGCCAGCGACAGAGGCAGCGAGAGCCCAUUGCCAUGCGACAAUACCAGAGCAACCACCAGCAGCUGCCGGCUCCACCGGAAAAGUCACCCUACGGCCACAGCGUCUACCGGGGCAGUGCCGCCUCUGGCUAUCUCGGCGCCCAGGUAGGUGCCAGCACCCACAGUGGCUCCAUGUCGGUGAGCUCUUCGAACAACGGCGGCCCGGCCCUUUACAUGCCCGAGUUCGAUCGGGCGGACAGCUUGGACGACAGUGUCGAUCGGGAGGACAACGAAGAGGAAGAGGAGGAGGAGCCGGCUGAGGAGGGAGAGGCUCUGUACGCAAUCAAGUGGUACAAGGACAACGAGGAGUUCUACCGCUACGUGCCAAAGGCCCGGCCACCCAAGACCAGUUACCGGGUGGAUGGAGUGCGUGUCAUAGAGGAGCUCUCCGAUGCCAGCCGCGUGCUGCUACGCGGACUAACCCUGAACUCCACCGGACUGUACCGCUGCGAGGUGUCCGCCGAGGCGCCCAACUUCUCCUCCGUGCAGGGCGAGGGUCGCAUGGACAUUGUGUUUCUGCCCCGCGACGGGCCGCACAUCAGGGGACAGCAGUAUCAGUAUCAGAUCGGCGAAUACUUGUACUUAAACUGCACGUCGGGCAAGUCGCAUCCAGCCUCGCAUCUUCAGUGGUUUGUCAACGAGCAGCCGAUCCUCGACGAGCACUACCUGCACAAGUACAACGACAUCGUGCACAAACACGGGCUAAUCACCUCGACGCUGGGCCUGCAGCUGCCGCUGGAGCCUCGCCACUUCCACGAGGGCGACAUGCGCGUCAAGUGCCUGGCCAGCAUAUCGCCGGUCCUGUGGAAGGGCGGCAAGGAGAGCGUCCUGCAGCGGCGGCCGGGGAUCAUCGACAACCGCGAGGCCAUGCUGCUGGUGAAAGGCGCAGCCGGGCACUCGCAGAGCAGCUUGCUCCGCUCCCUGACCAUUGCCAUCAUCCUGGCCAGGACCGGACAGUGGCUGCUCGGCUCGGAGCUGACCUAAGCGGGCUCCUGGAGAUGGCCAGAAUUCUGCUCGACUCGUUUCAAUUAACAAACAUUCAUUUCAAUUCAAUUCAAUUGCAAUUGCAGAGCAUAAAUGGUGAUUUUGUAUACUUUAAGUGUAAUAUCCUUAGUUGGUAAGCGAGGACGAGAAUUGAAAUACAUACAAACGGGGUAAAUGUGUUAUAGCAUGUAAAAAUCACAAGCAACGCGAGCAGAAACGAGUUAAAUAGUAUUAAAGGAUGGGCAGUUCGUCUCGCCAGAGACCCAGAGAAUUCAAUUAGCAAAAUUGUUAAGUAACUAAAUUCCAAUCCCAUAUAUACGACAUAUCCCCGCCCAUCGUCCCCCCUAGAAGCCCAGCUGAGGGUUCGUUGUGCGUAAUUUCUGUGUAAAUACUUCAAUGGAAGCGACAAAGUCUAGGGCAAACUUUGGACUUUUGUCAAAUACGUCUGAGUGGCAUCAAUUUCGAAUGGGAGCCGGCAACUUUGCCAUAACAGAUGCUUAAACUACAUAAUUGCUGAGAGCAAAGAAUAAAACAAAAAAUCGGAAACGUAAGCUGGAAAAUUUUCAGUGCCCCCUCUUCAGUUACAUCUCUGGCAAGUAUUUGCUUCCUGACUCCCAAAAGUAUUUUCCAUUGUUUUUAGUUUUGUAAAUUGAGUCUGGAAAAGGGAGAGGGAGCUCGAAAUUAAAUUAGAUUGUUGACGGAUCAAUUACUGAUAACUCUCCAGCUAAAAUCGAUCUUAAGCUAGAACCCCCUAGAGGAAAUUUCGGUUAGGGCGCACCCUAGUUGUAAGACCUGUAUAAAAGAGAACCUGGAUAUGUGUCAUAUCUGUAGACGUAAGAACUUUGUUUAACUAGAACUCUAAGCUAGCGGUCUAAGUUGUAGCCGAACUGUCUCCCCAGAAGAACCCCUAAUUGUGUGUAGCAUUACCUGAAGGAUAAUGUACGGAGGACAUAACUACUAUAUAGGGCGAUAUGUAUAUGUAACAAUAAACGAGUACGACAAGACCCUUUUUCCCCAGAGUGUUU
Drosophila kikkawai is the source of this 2767-nucleotide messenger RNA. NCBI's taxonomy places the organism in Eukaryota, Metazoa, Arthropoda, Insecta, Diptera, Drosophilidae. The record is from RefSeq and is a predicted model, not a curated record.